Canis lupus familiaris (dog) is the source of this 6011-nucleotide messenger RNA. RefSeq names its product doublecortin like kinase 2 (gene DCLK2). The transcript has 17 exons. The record is from RefSeq and is a predicted model, not a curated record. Gene Ontology annotation, biological process: intracellular signal transduction; protein phosphorylation. Gene Ontology annotation, molecular function: protein kinase activity; ATP binding. Lineage: Eukaryota; Metazoa; Chordata; Mammalia; Carnivora; Canidae. The coding region runs from base 46 to 2322 and encodes 758 amino acids.
CUUGGGCUGCGGCGGGCUCCGGGGGCAGCCCUGGGCGCAGCGGCCAUGGCCAGCGCCAGGAGCAUCGAGCUGGAGCACUUCGAGGAACGGGACAAAAGGCCGCGGCCCGGGUCGCGGCGAGGGGCGCCCGGCUCCUCGGGGGGCAGCAGCAGCUCGGGCCCCAAGGGGAACGGGCUCAUCCCCAGCCCCGCGCACAGCGCCCACUGCAGCUUCUACCGCACGCGCACCCUGCAGGCGCUGAGCUCCGAGAAGAAGGCCAAGAAGGCGCGCUUCUACCGGAACGGGGACCGCUACUUCAAGGGCCUGCUGUUUGCCAUCUCCGGCGACCGCUUCCGGUCCUUCGAUGCGCUGCUCAUGGAGCUCACCCGCUCCCUGUCGGACAACGUGAACCUGCCGCAGGGCGUCCGCACCAUCUACACCAUCGACGGCAGCCGCAAGGUCACCAGCCUGGACGAGCUGCUGGAAGGUGAGAGUUACGUGUGUGCAUCAAAUGAACCAUUUCGUAAAGUUGAUUACACCAAAAAUAUUAACCCGAACUGGUCUGUGAACAUCAAGGGUGGGACAACUCGAGCCUUGGCUGCUCCCUCCUCCGUGAAGAGUGAAGUGAAAGAAAGUAAAGAUUUCAUCAAACCCAAAUUAGUGACUGUGAUUCGAAGUGGAGUGAAGCCUAGAAAAGCUGUGCGGAUCCUUCUAAAUAAGAAGACUGCUCAUUCCUUUGAACAGGUCUUGACAGAUAUCACCGAAGCCAUUAAACUAGAUUCAGGGGUGGUCAAGAGGCUCUGCACACUGGACGGAAAGCAGGUUACUUGUCUGCAAGACUUUUUUGGUGAUGAUGAUGUUUUUAUUGCUUGUGGACCUGAAAAAUUUCGUUAUGCCCAAGAUGACUUUGUCCUGGAUCACAGUGAAUGUCGUGUCUUGAAGUCAUCUUAUUCUCGGUCCUCAGCUGUUAAGUAUUCUGGAUCUAAAAGCCCUGGGCCCUCCCGACGCAGCAAAUCACCAGCUUCAGUAAAGAGGGGUGGCCACCACUCCAGUGCCUACUCUGCAACCAGAUCCCCAGUUAAUGGAACUCCCAGCAGCCAGCUGUCAACUCCUAAAUCAACGAAAUCCUCUAGUUCUUCUCCAACUAGCCCAGGAAGUUUCAGAGGAUUAAAGCAGGUUUCUGUACACGGCAGAUCCUCUUCCAAUGUAAAUGGUGGACCUGAACUUGGUCGUUGUAUGAGUCCUGAAGGUGUGAAUGGAAACAGGUGCUCUGAAUCAUCAACUCUUCUUGAGAAAUACAAAAUUGGGAAGGUUAUUGGUGAUGGGAAUUUUGCAGUAGUCAAAGAGUGCAUGGACAGGUCCACUGGAAAGGAAUUUGCCCUGAAGAUUAUAGACAAAGCCAAAUGUUGUGGAAAGGAGCACCUGAUUGAGAAUGAAGUGUCAAUCCUGCGCAGGGUGAAACAUCCAAAUAUCAUCAUGCUGGUUGAGGAGAUGGAAACAGCUACUGAGCUCUUUCUGGUGAUGGAAUUGGUCAAAGGUGGAGAUCUUUUUGACGCAAUUACCUCUUCAACCAAGUACACUGAGAGGGACGGCAGUGCGAUGGUGUUCAACCUGGCUAACGCUCUCAGGUAUCUUCAUGGCCUCAGCAUUGUGCACAGAGACAUCAAGCCAGAGAACCUCUUGGUGUGUGAAUACCCCGAUGGAACCAAGUCCUUGAAACUGGGAGACUUUGGGCUGGCCACAGUGGUGGAAGGCCCUUUAUAUACAGUCUGUGGCACGCCAACCUACGUGGCUCCAGAAAUAAUUGCUGAAACUGGCUAUGGCUUGAAGGUGGACAUUUGGGCAGCAGGCGUGAUCACAUACAUACUUCUCUGUGGAUUCCCACCAUUCCGAAGUGAGAACAAUCUCCAGGAAGAUCUCUUCGACCAGAUCUUGGCUGGGAAGCUGGAGUUUCCAGCCCCCUACUGGGAUAACAUCACGGACUCAGCAAAGGAAUUAAUCAGUCAGAUGCUUCAGGUAAACGUCGAAGCUCGGUGUACUGCGGGAGAAAUCCUGAGCCACCCCUGGGUGUCAGAUGAUGCCUCCCAGGAGAAUAAUAUGCAAGCGGAAGUGACAGGUAAACUCAAACAGCACUUUAAUAACGCGCUCCCCAAACAGAACAGCACCACCACCGGGGUCUCGGUCAUCAUGGCUCAGGCUGCACGACCGAACUGGAGAUUUUUGCUCUGUGAUGUCUCUUAUUCUUCCUCCCCCUUCCUUUCCUCCCCCAUCCUGCUCCGCUCUCCCCCUCCCCCUGGGCAGUUAGCUGUGAAAGUGUCAGUCUCUGGAGCCACAGGCAGGUAGUGCUCAUUUUAGGCAAGCUUGUUUUAAUCACACAGUUGCCACUUGCAAGUUAGUAUGAUAAAGUGCAGGAGUGCUGGGAAAAAGGCAACGGAUUGUUUAAGCCUAAAAUCCAGUGGGAAAUAUUAAAGGGGGAAAAAAAAAACAAUGGCUAUAGGGCAGAGAGGAAAAGCAUGUGUGUAUGAACAGUCUGCAGAAAGCCUCCUUACCAUCGCCUCAAGGAACUUCCCAGAGCCUUCGGUACUAACUGAAAUGCCACAGAUAUUGUUUUAGCCAGCAAGGGAUUUCAAAUUAUUUUACAGAUUUAUUAGUGUUGCUGACAAUAUAAUCGUAACUCAAAGUGACAGAUUAUCAACAUUAUUACUGUAAAGAAAAGAAGAAAGGAAAAUCCUCUGAUGUGUACUUGGUUUAAAUGAAGUAUUAUGGGAAGGAAGGGAAAAAUAAAAGUAUAAGUGCACGCUUUUGUGGUAGAGGCAGUCAAAAUACAAUGAAGAAAACUCACAGAGCAAAAUGGAGACGACAAUGAAUUAAGAAAUCAAUGCUAAGAUACAGAAGGACCAAGUGCCUUUCACUUCAUCAAUGUAGUCUAUACUUAGGGUUGUUGUUUCUUAAUACUUCCUUGCCCCAGCUAUUUGUUUACUUGAAAGCAGCGCGGGGGUAUCAGGCUACAUCUGGGAAACUGGGAGAAUUUAUGUCAUCUUAGCUGCCCCAGGUUAGGAAGAACAACGAAUAUAAUGUCCAGAGCUAGCUUCAAGCCACAUUCGGAGGGCAGAGGCCUCUAUGAUCCUCUUCGUACCUCCAACAUGUCCACACAGUUCACAUGUACCUCCAACCUUAUUCUGGAAAAUGAUAGGAGCACCACAGCUUCAUUUUAUCUUAACCUGCCCCAGAGGCCUGGGAGUGAGGAAAGAAGGGCCUUGAAAAAACAGCCUCUCCAAAGAGCAGUCCUUAUUGUGUUUUUCAAUCUCUAAUACUUUUGGAGUCAUGUCCUGAAAGUGAAGCAAGAGUCCAGAAGGUGGGCAGCCCGGGUGGCUCAGCGGUUUAGCGCCGCCUUCAGCCCAGGGCCUGAUCCUGGAGACCUGGGUUCAAGUCCCACUUCGGGCUCCCUGCAUGGAGCCUGCUUCUCCCUCUGCCUGUGUCUCUGCCUCUCUCUCUCUCUCUCUCUCUGCCUCUCAUGAAUAAAUAAAAUCUUAAAAAAAAAAAAAUAAAAAGAGUCCAGAAGGUCCACUAGCAUUACCACUCCUUGUUUAUCAAAAGGGAAAAAAUGCCCAAUUCACAUAAUUGGAAGUCCAACUCCCCUGACUUGGUAAGUGUUGGUCUUGUUAUUCAAGAAGUCUGAAAUGAGAUACUAAUCCUGAAUAGUCAUAAUCCCUACCACUCCCACCAGCAACCUAUUCAAGUGUGAACAGGAGCCAGUUUUACGUAUAGUCUAUUGUGCUAUUUUAGCUCUGAUACUCAGAAAACACAGAUUAAAAAAAAAAAAAAAAAAAGCUGAACAACUGAAAGCCACCCAGGUUGGCUUCACAGGGCCUCAGGGAAACCUGCUGAAGGUUUUCAGCCCUGGCUUCGCUGAGCGCUGUCACGUACAGAGUGCUCUGGCUCAGCCGGGACGCGUGAUCUGUGAAAUGCACACGCCUUGUCCAAGUGCCACUUGAUGACUUUCUUCUGGCGUGGAAAGGCCCUCCAUGACCAAAAAAGUGAAGCCUCUUCCUCCUCACUCGCCACACUGAGAGGUCAAGGUCUAGGAUGGAGAAAAGUCUGCAGCGUACUCACCCUUAUGUUAUCAUCUGUUUCCAUAGUGGCCUGGAGUUUCCCAUUCACACUGAAUGUACAGAAGCAGCCAUUUUCAUAGAAUAUGACACAAUGACCCUCUCUUGAAGCCUGAAUGAGUUUUGGUCUCAGGCAGUUUUCAGGACCCUCCAAAGUCCUUAACAAGUCUCCAUUCAUGGAAUGUAUGAGACAAGGCCCUUCUGAGAAAAGAGAAACAAGAGACAAAACUUUUUUAAUGGUGACAAAUGUGAAAUGAAUCUUGAGCACAAAUCAAACAGGCUCAAACAGUUGAAGCUAAACAUUUUCUCUCUUAUAUAUGUUAUUUUACAAACUGUCCUCUGUGUGCUGGCCAGAUCUCACCUUCUACUUGGGAAAGGAGAAAGCCGGGUCACAUACAUUCAGGUUCACUUCUCCUCAAGAGCCAGGGAGCUACUUUAUGAAAUUCAUUAUGCCAAGAGAUAACAGAAACAGACUCAUUCAGAAUGGAACAGGACAAAUUUCAAAUCCUAGAGGAGCUUCCAGGAAGGCCGGGCCACAGUUAAACACAGGCUGCUGUCAAGCUCACCGUGAAGCUCUGCCACACGUCACAGGGGCCCAACAGCAGUGGCUGUGCUGUGGGCUGGUGUGGGGAGAGCUCAGGAGGGCAGCUUUGCGAGCCCCGAGCCUUCUUCCCUCCCACUGCUCACUAACCCCACCCCCGGAAUAAAUUCACCCAGAGAUCCUUCUGCAAAUGAGUACACUUGCCUGCUGCCCCCAAAGCGAGUAGCACCCACCAGGCUGAGCUGCCCGAGGAGGAUGGGAGCUACUGAUCAGUACACGCAUAUCCAAGCAUUUUCGUUGUUACUGAAUGCCUGCUACAUGUAAAGAAGGAGUAGGUAACCAAAACCACCUGUGUGAUGAGUAAGUUCUAAGACAUGUCUGAGUCAGACAAGAGGGGUAAAGCAUAGAAGGCCUGCUGAUCUCCAAGCUGAAUUCCUCAGGCCUACGGGGACUCGUGACCUGACCCCACAAGACUACUAAGAGCAUAUGCCCUUUUAAAGAAAAAAGCAGAAAACCUGCUUUUUUCUUGACCACUCAGGGAGUAUCUAAGUUUUCCCAACAUAAAUCCAUACCCCCAGCCUCUGCGUCGCUUAGUGCCAGCAUGCAUGGAUAUCCACUGUCUUUAUCACCUUUAAAUGACAUCAGUUCCUCAACACAGUUCAAACUUCAAGUUUCACAGAUAUUGCACAAAGUUCACAUUUUGUGACUAGCUCUUCAGUCCACAAACGACUGUGCAAAUAACAGGUGUGCAUCCUGAGUGACCGACACAUCAUCUCCUUCAGAGUCUGUCAGUGAGUGGUCACUGACGGUCUGUUACUCAGUUCAUGCACACAGAGCAAACUGUAAGGUUGUGGUGCUUCCUCAGGGAGAAACCCAUGUGACAUUUUACGAAAACGGAUCCUCAAGAGACUACUGGCCAAAAGAUGAACUCUCAGUAAGGAAAUGAAAAGUGAUAAAGCCGUGAGGGAACUUUGUACUGAAUAUAAAUGGGGUUACAGGAGAAAGAACAGAUUCUGGAAAUGCUGACAUUGCUCAGAGACUGGAGAUCAGUGAAGGUGAACUUACUGACACAGAUUAGAAAAGGGGUUGAACAAAAAUGAUGAUGUCCCAGAAGAAGUGAUGCCAACAAGAACCUUCACUUUUUAAAGGACCCAGGGGAAUAUUUCAUACUGUUGAAUGCACAGCAGAUAAAAUGUUGGAACCUGACCAAAACUUAGGAGCAUGACAACUGGUCAAGGCACAGAAAUAUUCUCACUCUUUAUCAUACGUUAUACAAACAGAAGCAGGCAAGCACUGUUCAAGUACUCUGGGUAUGUCCCCACAAGGAAAACACUUUAAUUUUCAGUGUUCCUAAUAUUUUAAAUUAUAUUGUUCUAUGUAAA